Molecule: messenger RNA, 473 nt
Organism: Pocillopora meandrina
Lineage: Eukaryota; Metazoa; Cnidaria; Anthozoa; Scleractinia; Pocilloporidae
Source: the annotation of a GenBank genome assembly
AUGUCGCCACAGAUACAACGCCUUCGCAUGCGCCUGUUGAGAUUCGAUUUCUCACUGAUCACCGCUGACACGUUAUUCAGAGCCCCUGUAGCCCGGCAGGACGAUCAGUACCGUACUGAAGAGGAGAUCGAUUUAUACGUCCAACACGUAUCGGCCUCCCUUUCGGCCUCCAACACACAGUUUGAGCGAAUCAGAGAAAAACAAGAAGACGAAGUUUGUCAAACACUGAGGCAAUACUGCAACGAAGGUUGGCCAGAUAGUACCAGAGUACCAGACGCACUUAAACCUUACUGGCAGACUAAGGAUGAUCCCUCGGUUGUCCAUGGAUUGCUCCUGAAAGCUGAACGGAUUGUAAUCCCAACUGCCAUUAGUUUGGAGAUGGCACUCUUGUACGCUUUCGCGUACAAGAGGGCCAUCAAGGUGUUACGAAAUGCAGAGAAAGAGCGAAAAGGGCGCUGUGGUGGCCAGGUCUA